Scomber scombrus (Atlantic mackerel) is the source of this 3345-nucleotide messenger RNA. RefSeq names its product para-nitrobenzyl esterase. Lineage: Eukaryota; Metazoa; Chordata; Actinopteri; Scombriformes; Scombridae. The record is from RefSeq and is a predicted model, not a curated record.
AUGGACCAGAUCGCAGCUCUGAAGUGGGUCCAGAAGAACAUCCACGUGUUCGGAGGCGAUCCAGGGAGAGUCACCAUAUUUGGGCAAAGUUCAGGUGGGACGUCGGUGUGGACCAUGAUGAUGUCACCGCUGGCGAAGGGUCUCUUCCACGCCGCGGUGGACAUGAGCGGCUCGUACGUCUACAACGCGACGCUGGAACAAGCUGAGUCGGCUAACCUGGUUUUCCUGAAGAAGACGGGCUGCAGCGACCCGGCAUGCCUCCGUCGGCUCAGCGUCUCACAGAUCCUGCAGUCGAUCCCGUGGCAGGAGUAUCCGUCCUGGGCAGCAGAUGAUAUGACCGAUCUGCCCACUAGAGGGAGCUUCAUCGGGCCGGUCGCCGUGGUGGACGGAUACAUCCUGGAAGCUCCUCCGUUUGAGGUGUGGGAGAAGAAAGGAGCCUACAAUGACGUUCCUUUCGUUGUCGGGACGACGGAGCAGGAGGCCGAUUUCUUCCCUUCGUUUGAAAACAUCACCACGUGGACCUGGGGGGACUACCAGUGGUUUGUGAGAGAUAGACUUAAGUCCUUCAGCGAGAAUCUGACCGAAGCGGCACUGAAGCUGUACCUGACCUCCGACCACUGCCCCACCAGAGACCGCUGUCCAGAGCGGUCGUACACCACCAUGGUGUCGGACAUCAGGGUCACCUGUCCUAACAACGAUCUGGCCUGGAGGGCUGCAGAGGCUCUCCACAGUCCCGUGUAUCGAUACCUGGUGAAUCACACGUCAUCCAAACCCAUCGAGGCGUCCGGCGAUCUGCUGACGUUCCCGAGCCGCUUCGCCUUCCACUGCCUGGACAGCUUCGCUUUCUUCGGAGGGCUCGAGGGGAUCCUCGGGAAGCCGCUCUCCGACAACGACGAGAGCUUCCAGGAUCUCAUCACACACCACUUCGUCAACUUCGCCAAAACAGGUAAGAUGGCGGACGAGUGGCCAGAAUACCCAGCAGCCACUGCUCUCCUGUCCAGCCGUCUGAUCGUGGCCCAGAAUCACUCGUCCGAACGCUGCCGGCUGUGGAAGGACAACGGCCUGUACGCCUACGCCUGGAUUAACUGACCACGCACCAACACCAGAGCUUAUCUGAACACUGAGUCACUGCUUUGUGUCACAUAACCAGACCUGCGUGUCGUCCAGCUCAAAGAUAAAAUACAACAAAAACAAAAAAACAAGAUAAUGUGACGUGUGAAGAAUCUUGGAGCCAUUUGAUUGGCUGCGAGUUUAAAAACCACAAAAUAACCACAAGUUCUCCGAAGCUCGAUCUCGUUGUUUUGAAGUAACAAACUGCCAUUAACUUUAAAGGGUUGGUUCACCCAAAUUACAACAAAAAACAUUCUCACUUUCUCUCUUAUAAAAACUUUAAAGCUGCAACGAUUAGUCCAUUAAUGGAUUAGUAACAAAACUUUGAGUCAUUUUCUAAGAAAAAUGUCCAAAUUUUGUGAUUCCGAUAACUUUUCACCAUUUUGUGAUAUUUUAUGGACCAAAUAACCAAUUGAUUGAUGGAUAAAACAAUCGACAGAUGUAUCGAUAAAGAAAAUAAUAAGUUAGUUGCAGCUUUAAGAAACUGUUCUCACUUUCCUCUCUAUCCAUGAAGAUCAUUUUGGUUUUAUUUCUACAGGUUUUCUAGAUUUCUGCAUCCGUCCAACAACAAAAAAUCACAUUUAGAGAUUCAACCAAAAUGUGUCUCUACAGAAACAAUAUUCUGGUUAUUCAAAGACCUCACUGAGGACAGUUUUAAUUCUAACUCCUUUCUACUGAAGAAAUAGAAAACUUAAACUAUCCACAUGCCUAAAUACAACUCAGAGGUAAGUCAAUAAAUGUUUUUUGGUUUGUAAUUUGGGUGAAUCAUUCCUUUAGCAGGCGGGAGGUUUGGCCACACAGAGCUGAAGUAACUGAACAUCAGAGUUUGUUCAGAGUGAAGGAAACGUGAUGUAGACCAACGAGAACGACUUUACUGGACUGUCGAGUUAAUGGGAGUCGUUUGUAAUAAGAGUUUUUUUACAAAGCAAUUUAACUUUUUUAUGGAAAAAACAUAUCAUACACAUUAUUUGUCAAAGCAGAGUAUCUUAAUGUGUGUUAACCAUGUCUAGAUUGGAUGUUUAAGGGUUUUGAAGGGAAUGAAAGUUUAGAUUAUGAAAAGGUUAGUGGUAAAUUUAAGGUGUCCUGUAGUGGAAAGUGACUUUGUAUCUUACAUUGAGGGGAAACUACCGUCCAAAAUAUUUAAAAUACACAGGAAAUUUGGUUUCCCCUUGGCUGGAAAAUGACAUUCAGAGUUCUCCAAACAGCUUAAUGAGCAAAAAAACACAAAUACGUUGUAGCUCAGACACAAACUUUGACUUAAAAAGUAAAAUAUUCUACGUGAAAGACUCCCGAACUGUGUUAGCGUGAGGAGCACUUCCUGUUUAAACCAACCUGUUGGCAGCUUAUCUCCACAAUAUCAAUUUGGCCUCAUUUUUUGGCCGUUAGUGUAUACUAAUGUUCAUGACACACAGCUUUAAUUUGGAGUAUGCACCAUGCAAGCACAAUACACAUUCAGAUAAUAAAUGUCCUAAAACUGGCCACAGCAAUGAUUUACUUAGGUGGUCAAUUGAAUAAUGAAAACACAGUAAUCCAGGGACCGUUGGAUGUCAGAUACAAGACUGUAAGACUCCAGCUGAUUACUGGAGACUCUGUCAGAAGCUUGUUUUCCUUGGGCGUUGCCAAUUGAGCCAAAUAUGUGUUCUUAAGAGUUGAAAAUGUUGUGAUAAUGUUGAGGUUAAAUGAAUCUGCUUCAUAAACGUACUGGGAUUAAAACCUGAGCUUUCUCGUUGAGCUUGAAGCUUCAUUCCUGAUCUUAAGAAAUCAAAUCUUACCUACAGCGUAUUACUGCUCGCUUGGUCGUGUUUCUUCCUGAGCUUUCAGCCACAUCACACAGCCUUCAUCAGCGGAGGGCGUUUGCUCAGUCGUCAUGGAGACAGUAUAAUUGUUAUCAGCUGCAAUUUUAGUCAAAUGAUAACUGUCGUCGUUUCAGUUUUUUCUGUCAAAACUGAGCAAACUCUGCUGCUGAAGACCAAGACAUUUGGCUGAAAGCUCAUCGUAACAUGGUCAUGAUGAUAUAUGAAGAUGUUUCAGUGUUUUAGCAGCUCAUUUAUGACCGGUGUGAUAACUAACAGACACUUCACUUGUUUUAAUGACUGUAAGCAGCACAGAGUUUUAUUUUUAUUUAACAAGAUGUUGUUGAGUUUUCUUAAUAAUGAAUUUUAUCAGAAGUAUGAAAACCUUACCCGUCGUCCUCCUCCUGCUUCACCGACUUCAGAGCAGACGCUUUAACAGAAA